AUAUAAUGGGUAUAAUCCAUUAAAAAGUAGAGGGCCGCGACCACAGUAAAAAGUUAGGACUUUCAUUGUAUGCAAAAGGUAAAGCAUUAACUUUUAAAAAGAAAAAGAAAAAGAAGAAGGUAAAGCAUUAAAAAAAACAUUUACGUUUGAAAAAAAAAACUGCUUUUUUUCAUAAUAUUUAGGACCCUCUAGAUUCCAACCCACUUUACUUCGGUGUUGAAGUCUCAAAAUUUCUCGUUCUCAUUCGAACACAAUCAACCCUCACCCCAUGGAAGCAAAAACUGAUAAUACAGUACGGUUAACAUGGACGAUUGAGAACUUUACAAGGCUGAAUACCAAGAGGGUAUGCUCUGAAAGUUUCUAUGUUGGAGGAUACAAAUGGCGUUGUUGAACACCAGUUCCAUUUGAUUCAUGCCUCUUAGUGAACUGUAUGACCUUGGGAGAGGUUAUAUUGUGGACGAUACAUGUGUAGUUGAAGUUGAUUUUCCUGGCUUCCGUUCAGUUGAACUUAAGACUGCGUCGGCCGAAGGUGAAACUCCCGAGUCUACUUCUCGUGGGGAUAUUGAUGGGAACACUAGACAGACUGCUUCUGGUACCGAUACAAUCCCACCUCAAACUGAUAUCUUGGGCCCUCCUCCUGCCAGUAAAUCAGCAACCGAAACAAUCAAGGCUUUGGUCAUACCAACCACUCCAAUUGUUGAAAAGGAAUCAAAGGUUAAAUCCCCUCAGGCCAAAGAUCCGGAAGUUGAGUUGCCAAGGAGUACUCCAACGAGUGCUCCUCCUGAGUCAUCUUCAUUUGAUGACAUGAAUGCCUAUAUCUCCGAGUUAGUGUCUGCAGUAGAGACUGAUGCAAUCUUUGACUCCACUACUGAAGGAUCGGUCACAACCUCCAUUCCUCAAUCAACUAUUGAUGAAGCCAAAAAAUUCUUCAUAGAGAUGCUAUCUCGGGACCUGUCAGAAAUUCCUUAUUUGGCCGCACGCCUUACAAAAUCCAUCAGAGUCUUGUCUGAGUGCUGUGACCUUACUCCAGCCCAGCUUGCAGAGUUGAACACCUUUAAGGUUGAGUUUCCAACACUUCUCCAAACUUACCAGACUUCCAAUCAUUCUUUGAAGGAGGUUGAGGAAAAAAUGGCAGAAAAGCAAGGAACAAAGAAGUCUUUGGUUGAGCAAAUAAAGAUUGAUGCAUUGGCAUUCCAAAUGCAGUGGGCUAUUCACACAGACUUUAUAUCGAAGGCGGCCAGUCUGCAGGCUGAACUGACAAAGAUCUCUGAGAAGAAGAGAAGUGCUGAGAAAGAGAUGAAGCAACUGCAUGAAGAUGGUUAAUCUAGAACAGUCUAGAUCCUCUGUUCUUGAGGAGAUGUCAACUCUUGAGACCAAGAAGAGGACUGCGGAGAGCUCUCUGUCAUCGUACCGACAAAAAUGGACCAAGCUCAGGCGUAUAUUCAUGGAACCAAACAAUUAAUCUCUUUUAGUUGCAAGACGAUAAACUUGUUGGGUACUUUAUUCUAGAACAGUCUAGAUCCUCUGUUCUUGAGGAGAUCUCAACUAUUGAGACUGAGAAGAAGACUGCAGAGAGCUCUUUGUCUUCGGUCCAACAAAAGUGGCCUAAGCUUAGGCACAUAUUCAUGGAACCAAACAAUUAAUCUCUUCUAUUUGCGAGAGGAUAAACUUUUGCUGGGAACUUUAUUUGAUAUCGUCUAUCUAGGUCCUUUCAUUGCAUGUUUUUGGAUAUUUAACUUAUAUUUGGUCUGUUGGAUUGAUAUUCUGUACUUAUUUCUGGUGAUUAUCUUUUGUACUUAAUGCAUGCAUCACAACCUGAGAGUUCAGAGACACAUCUUUCCAUUUUCUUCUCUUUUUUGGUUCAGUCAUUUAUCAAUAUCAAUUCUUUUCAUAGAGUUGGUUUCUUAA
Messenger RNA from Cornus florida, 1908 nucleotides. RefSeq lists its product as uncharacterized. Bases 412 to 1323 code for a protein of 303 amino acids. Gene Ontology annotation, molecular function: protein binding. Lineage: Eukaryota; Viridiplantae; Streptophyta; Magnoliopsida; Cornales; Cornaceae. The record is from RefSeq and is a predicted model, not a curated record. The transcript is spliced from 4 exons.